AUGAAAGUGGAUAGGUUUUACAUUACAGAAGGUGUCCUUAUUAAGGGUUUUGAGCUCGCUGUGGUGUUGCUGCCGCUUCAAGGUUUCCUCCGUCGUCGUCGAUCUCUCAAGCCACCGGUAACAAUGACCAAGAGGACGAAGAAGGCUGGAAUUGUCGGGAAAUAUGGGACGAGAUACGGUGCCAGUCUUAGGAAGCAAAUCAAGAAGAUGGAAGUGAGCCAGCACAGCAAAUACUUCUGCGAGUUCUGUGGCAAAUAUGCUGUUAAGAGAAAGGCUGUUGGAAUUUGGGGAUGCAAGAACUGUGGUAAAGUCAAGGCUGGAGGUGCCUACACUAUGAAUACGGCUAGUGCUGUGACCGUGAGGAGUACCAUCAGAAGGCUGAGAGAGCAAACUGAGAGCUAG
Molecule: messenger RNA, 402 nt
Organism: Microthlaspi erraticum
Lineage: Eukaryota; Viridiplantae; Streptophyta; Magnoliopsida; Brassicales; Brassicaceae
Source: the annotation of a GenBank genome assembly